AUGAACUCUUUUGGGCAGCAGCCCGCAAAUCCACAGUCGGCCCCCCUCCAGCAUCCCAAUGCACAGGAUUUACUGGACAUGGCGGUGUACUGUGAUAACCUAAUGUACCCGCAAAACCUGCACCACCAUCACCACCCACAGAGGCCAUCAGCUCAUCCAGCAGGCUAUGGGCUGAGCGAAUAUAGCCCCCCGGCAGCGAACCCCUACCUCUGGAUCAAUGGACCUGCCAUCAACUCGUCUCCUUAUCUCUCUGGGACUAAUGGGACUUCUUUCAUCCCCUCAGGUUAUGGGACCGGCCAGAGACAGUUCCUGGCCCCUGCAACAGGUUUUGCAGGAGCAGAUCUCAGCUGGUUGUCUCUCUCCAGCCAGCAGGAGUUUUUUAAAAUGGUGAGGCCCCCCUACUCCUACUCGGCUCUGAUAGCUAUGGCCAUCCAAAACGCUCCGGAGAAGAAGUUGACCUUGAGUCAGAUUUACCAGUACGUGGCCGAAAACUUCCCUUUUUACAAGAAGAGCAAAGCUGGCUGGCAGAACUCCAUCAGGCACAACCUGUCCCUCAACGAUUGUUUUAAGAAAGUCCCCAGGGAUGAAGACGAUCCAGGGAAAGGCAAUUACUGGACCCUAGACCCGAACUGCGAGAAAAUGUUCGACAACGGCAAUUUUCGAAGGAAGAGGAAAAGGCGAUCGGACGCUCCUGGGUCCAGCGCCCCAGGAGUACCUGACAAAGCGGAAGACAAGAGCGGCGGUGCCUUGAAGUCUCCAAACGCCUCCAGCCUGAUGGGCCUGGGCUCUCCUGCACCGCAGAACUCUCCCGGCUCCGGGAGCGGCCCCAAAUCCUCCCCCACGCCAGCCCUCGAACGGAGCCCGUGUUUCUCCAGCUUCGUCUCCAACAUGCAGGCCCCUGUCAAUGGGAACCAUGGCUUCGCCAGGCAGCUCUCGGGAAGGCUGGCGGGCGAGUUUUCACACGGAAGGCAAGAUGUGCCUGCUCUGAGUUCGUGCUCCACUCCCAGCAGCGACAUUGCCCAGAACCCCGAACUGAGUCCGCCGGCCCACCCGAGAAUGAACUACUGUGCCAGCGGCCAGCAAAGCGGGCUCAGCAUCCCCCCCAUUAACAACUUCAGCGUCAAUCAUCUGAUUUAUAGCAGGGACGGGACAGAAGUUUGAACUGACUGUGAAAUAACUUCGGUGCAAAUCACAGAAGCCAUGUUCUGUGCCUAGAAGUUUGUAUAUAUCAUGGUACUCAAAACAGUUAAUGUUAGUUUUGGAC
This is a messenger RNA of Trachemys scripta elegans, 1264 nucleotides long. It is a transcript of the gene FOXI2, whose product is annotated as forkhead box I2. The transcript has 2 exons. The coding region runs from base 1 to 1161 and encodes 386 amino acids. Gene Ontology annotation, molecular function: RNA polymerase II cis-regulatory region sequence-specific DNA binding; DNA-binding transcription factor activity, RNA polymerase II-specific. Gene Ontology annotation, biological process: cell differentiation; regulation of transcription by RNA polymerase II; anatomical structure morphogenesis. The record is from RefSeq and is a predicted model, not a curated record. Lineage: Eukaryota; Metazoa; Chordata; Testudines; Emydidae.